UACAGGGUCAACAGAGUCCUUCAUUUUGGAUUCCAUUAGGGGUGCUCCGAUCAGGAUUUUUGUGGCCGAUUACCGAUCUCCGAUCACUAGAAGCUGUAUCGACCGAUACCGAUUACAGGGUCUAUUUUGAAAGUUUUCCAUCUGUCCACUGCUACACUUCACAGGGGUGUUUUGUUUUUGUUUUGUUUGUAGGUUGCCAUUAAACACCUCCGUAAGGAUGGCUCGGACCUGUACAUCACCGUUCCUGGCGAGACCUGCAAGCUCCAUCUAGAGGUGGCUUUAAUGCCAGCAGCGGCGACACUCGGCACAUGUGGCAAGGCAUCCAGUCCAUCACCAACUACAGGCCAGCUCCACCUGCCUGUGACAGUGAUGCCUCCCUUCCAGAUGUGCUGAACAGCUUCUACGCUCGGUUCGAGGCACAAAAUGACGUGACAGCGAGGAAGACCAGCCCUUCUUCAGAGGACCAGGUGCUCUGUCUCACCACGGCUGAUGUGAGGAAAACUCUACACAGAGUUAACCCACGGAAAGCUGCUGGACCAGACAACAAUUCUGGCAGAGUGCUCAGGGAAUGUGCAGAACAGCUAGUAGACGUCUUCACGGACAUCUUCAACAUCUCCCCGAGCAGCGCCGUCGUCCCAACGUGCCUAAAGUCAACCACUAUCAUCCCCGUGCCGAAAAAGUCUCCAGUGUCCUGUCUCAAUGACUACCGUCCCGUUGCACUCACACCCAUCAACAUGAAGUGCUUCGAGAGGCUCGUCAUGAGACACAUUAAGAACCUGCUGCCCCCGUCACUUGACCCCAUGCAGUUUGCGUAUCGUCCAAAUCGAUCCACAGACGAUGCCAUCACCACAACCCUCCAUCUGGCCCUCACACACCUGGACAAUAAAUACACUUACCUACGAAUGCUGUUCAUUGACUUCAGUUCAGCAUUCAAUACGAUCAUUCCUCAGCACCUGAUCUAGAAGCUGAGUCUGCUGGGUAUCAACACCUCCCUCUGCAAUUGGAUCCUGGAUUUCCUGACUGGAAGACCUCGGUCAGUCCGGAUCGGGAACAGCAUCUCCAGCACCACCACACUGAGGGCUGUGUGCUCAGUCCACUGCUGUUCACUCUGCUGACUCACGACUGUGCAGCAAUGCACAGCUCUAAUCAUAUCAUCAAGUUCGCCGAUGACACGACCGUGGUGGGUCUCAUCAGCAAGAACGACGAGUCAGCAUAUAGAGAGGAGGUGCAACAUCUAACAGCCUGGUGUAAAGUCAAUAACCUGUCUCUGAACGUCGACAAGACUAAAGAGAUGGUUGUUGACUUCAGGAGAGCAAAGAGUGAACAUUCUCCACUGAACAUUGAUGGGUCCAUCGUGGAGAUCGUCAAGAGCACCAAAUUCCUUGGUGUCCACCUGGCAGAGGACCUCACCUGGUCACUCAACACCAGCUCCAUCACCAGGAAAGCCCAGCAGCGUCUCUAUUUCCUGCGAAGGCUGAGGAAGGCUCAUCUCCUACCUCCCAUCCUGACCACCUUCUACAGAGGGACCAUCGAGAGCAUCCUUAACAGCUGCAUCCGCAGACAUUUACUCCACUCGCUGCAUCCGCAAAGCUAACAGCAUUGUGGAUGAUCCCACACACCCCUCACAUGCACUCUUCACCCUUCUACCAUCUGGAAAGAGGUACCGAAGCAUUCGGACCCGCACAACCAAACUGUUGAACAGAUACUUCCCUGAGGCUUUCAGAUAUCUCAACAGAGAACUGAGCUGAGCUGGACACACACACACACACACAACCAAGAUCUGAUCUCAACAUAGAACUGAGCUGAGCUGGACACACACACACACACGUACAACCAAGAUCUGAUCUCAACAGAGAACUGAGCUGAGCUGGACACACACACACACACGUACAACCAAGAUCUGAUCUCAACAGAGAACUGAACUGUGCUGGACAUGUACUCGCACACACAUACAUAACGCACAUGCACAAAAGCUGAGAACUGUGUUCCAAGAGGAACUGAACUGUGCUGGACACACACACACACAUACUAAAUUGUCCUGUUUGCAUGCACAUUCACUUUACAUUUCACUUUAUAUUAAUCCUGUUUACAUGUCAAUUUCAUAUUUAUAUUCACUGUAUACACUGUUCUUUGCGCAAAGUGUCAGUUUUAUAUCUGCAUGUCUAUAUGUUGUUUGUCUGCACUGUCUUGUCUUGUCGUCCUGUGCACUUCUGUUGUAUGUCUAGUUUAUUUCUUGCACCUUAAGUAUAGUUUAGUUUUAUCUCUAUGUUUAGCUUUAUGUUUGUCCGCGUCACUGUACUUUGUCUGUGUUAUGUGUAGCACCUCUGGUCUAGGAGGAACGUUGUUUCAAUUCACUGUGUACU
This is a messenger RNA of Hemibagrus wyckioides, 2363 nucleotides long. RefSeq lists its product as uncharacterized. Gene Ontology annotation, molecular function: 2-oxoglutarate-dependent dioxygenase activity; methyltransferase activity. The transcript is spliced from 2 exons. NCBI's taxonomy places the organism in Eukaryota, Metazoa, Chordata, Actinopteri, Siluriformes, Bagridae. The record is from RefSeq and is a predicted model, not a curated record. Bases 1133 to 1594 code for a protein of 153 amino acids.